Peromyscus maniculatus bairdii (prairie deer mouse) is the source of this 2409-nucleotide messenger RNA. The record is from RefSeq and is a predicted model, not a curated record. NCBI's taxonomy places the organism in Eukaryota, Metazoa, Chordata, Mammalia, Rodentia, Cricetidae.
GAUAAAAAACACCCUGUCCAGGAAGAUCAUCUAGCCUGUUGCUGGCUUUGGUUCCCUCUUGCAUUGGAGUUGGUUUGUGGUGCUGCUGCUGGUUCCUUUGCAGAGAGAAGACACCAGAUUUUCCAAGCCUGCAUUAUGGACUUGGGACCAGCUGGGACUCAGAAACCUCUUACACUUCCAGUGCCAACUUGUGACCACUAACCCACUGACCAUCUCCAGAAUCACCCUACAUUACCCCUGCUCUCACUGGAUCUGCUGCCUGAGUUGACCAUGCCUGGGUGGAGCUGCCUGGUGACAGGGGCAGGAGGGUUUCUAGGGCAAAGGAUUGUCCAUUUGCUGGUGCAGGAGAAAGAUCUGGAGGAGGUCAGAGUCCUGGACAAGGUCUUCAGACCGGAAACCAGGGAGGAAUUCUACAACCUACAGACAAAGACCAAGGUGACACUGCUGGAGGGAGACAUUCUGGAUGCCCAGUACCUGAGGAGAGCCUGCCAGGGCAUCUCUGUUGUCAUCCACACUGCUGCUGUCAUUGAUGUCGUGGGUGUUCUUCCCAGACAGACCAUCCUGGAUGUUAAUAUUAAAGGUACCCAGAAUCUGUUGGAAGCCUGUGUCCAAGCUAGUGUGCCAGCUUUCAUCUACACCAGCUCAGUUGAUGUUGCAGGGCCCAACUCCUACAAGGAGAUUGUCCUGAAUGGCCAUGAAGAAGAACAUCGUGAAAGUACAUGGUCUGAUCCAUACCCAUAUAGCAAAAAGAUGGCUGAGAAGGCUGUACUAGCAGCCAAUGGGUGCAGCCUGAAAGAUGGUGGCACUCUGCAUACUUGUGCCUUAAGACCUAUGUUUAUCUAUGGGGAAAAGUGUCUUAUAAUUUAUGUUAUAAUGAUCAGGGCCCUCAAAAAUAAUGGUAUUCUGGAUGUUACUGGCAAAUUUUCCACAGUUAACCCAGUAUAUGUGGGUAAUGUGGCCUGGGCACACAUUUUGGCUGUUAGGGGCCUACGAGACCCCAAGAAGUCACCAAGCAUCCAAGGUCAGUUCUACUACAUCUCAGAUGACACUCCUCACCAAAGCUAUGAUGAUUUUAACUUUGCUGUGAGCAAGGGCUGGGGCUUCCACAUUGAUUCCAGUUGGAGCCUUCCUCUGCCCCUGCUCUAUUGGCUUGCCUUCCUGCUGGAAACUGUGAGCUUCCUGCUGCGUCCAAUCUACAACUUCCGGCCUCCAUUUAACCGCCACUUGGUAACAGUGUUAAAUUGUGUGUUCACCUUCUCCUACAAAAAAGCUCAUCGAGAUCUGGGCUAUGAGCCACCUGUCAGCUGGGAGGAAGCCAGACAGAAAACUUCUCAGUGGAUCGGGUCACUAGUGGAGCAGCACAAAGGGACACUGAACACAAACACACAGUGAUGUGACCAUGGCAGGGACAUGGCCCUGGGUGCUGUCAGUUGGUAGUUGUCAGGUCUUCCUGAAGGGACAGAUGUACAAUCCAAGUCCUUCUGCCUCCCCUUGACACACAGACCAUCUUGGUGUAUUCCUCAAGUCACCAGAUGCUUUGCCAGUCACUGGCCCUGACAUAGGCUUUCUUCCCCAGCACCUGCCCAGCAACACAGGGCUGCUGUGUCUCAGAUCAAACUUCCAAACUUUCCAUGCCUCUUGCACCUUAGAGCUCUCUCCAUUGGUUUCAUCUCCCCACUAAAAACAUUCUGCUUCUCUGCAAAAUUUUCUUUACUCUCUCUGAAGCUCAACCAAAGCUUCAAUAAUCAAUAAAUACUGAUUAGUACAUCAUCUGCAGAAGUUGUUUUGGUCUUCUAUUUCCCUUCUGUGUCCAGGCAAGGCCAUGCUGGGUGCAGAAAUGAUCAUGGAUCUGAGGUGGAUUGAGAAAAAUCAGGGCUAGAUUAGGGAUAGGAGAGUCAUGACAGGCAUUGUCCUUUGAAGUGCACAAGAUGACGAAAUGACUGUAUUUCAUGUAAUAGGGACUGACAGUGGAAAUACUAAAGUUCCAGUUUCUCCAAGAGAUUCCCUAGGGCCAGGGAAAGAGCUAGGAGGCGGCAUCCUCUAGUAGACAUUCAGAGUUACAGUUUUUCUCACAGCUAAAUCUAUACUUGCCUGUUUGGGGAUUUUGGUUCCAGGUUUCCUAUAAAAUUGCCAGUAUGAGAACAGUGGGUAGAGGCUAAGAAAGUUUCUCUCUCUAGCUAUAAACAGAACUCUGAAUAAACCCACUCCCCUUUACCAGCUAAUGCCUCAUAGUUUUCUCUUUCUGAUGCACAGAGAAAUUGGCCUCAGAUAUCCGACUCAAGGGACCAGUUUUUUACAAGCCAGACAAUAGAUGGUAGCUUUGGGUUAAUCCUGAAUGCCCAGCAGUUGGUGGGUAGUGCCCAAUGGGUUGGCAAUAGUUGCUAUCUAAAACCUGAGAAAGAAGAUUAU